Messenger RNA from Rhinopithecus roxellana (golden snub-nosed monkey), 880 nucleotides. Its product is annotated as oocyte-secreted protein 4A-like. The transcript is spliced from 7 exons. The coding region runs from base 442 to 822 and encodes 126 amino acids. The record is from RefSeq and is a predicted model, not a curated record. Lineage: Eukaryota; Metazoa; Chordata; Mammalia; Primates; Cercopithecidae.
AUUAGUUGGCAGCUGACAUCAUGAAGGAUUUUGCGGGGUUACAAUCGUCUUUCCUUCUGUGCGUGAUUUUGACUCUUUCUGAGCAAAAGUCAGGGCCCUGUGGAUUCCUUCCUCUAAACCCAUUAAACAGUGCCAUCUGCAGGGAAGGCAGCUCAUGACAUCCUGUUUGGAUAGAUGUGCAGUAACAGCAUGGAAGUCAGCAUCCUCUUUUAAAUGCAGUUGAAACGAGAGAUGGGGAAACUGACAAUGUUAAUGAAUGGGAGAUAGAGGUGAGGAUACACAUUGCAAAUGAAGACACGGCAGUAACUUCUACAACACAAUCUUGUGUCUAUAACCUGUUCUGAAACCUGGCUCCAGGUCAAACUUAGACGAACGCCACUGUUAAAUGACCUGCAACCUUUGCAAAACGAACUCUCUCUAGGAAUUGGCUGUCCUGUAAACAUGGUCGAGGUGGAUUUCUUUGGGUUCCUGUAUCUUCUAACUUUUUGUGGCAUCAGAGUGAGCGAACACGGAGUAGGUAUGCUCAUUGAAAGUUUAAUUGUAUAUGAGCCACCGAAUUUUGACUUCAAUUUACACAUCCCAGUAUCAUGCUAUGUGCAAAGAAGGUUUCCAAUAAUCUUAGUGAUGAGAAGGGGACAGAAUGACAACCGUCGUGAAUGCAGAAGGUCAGUGGGACAGCACUGCUCACUAUCACGCAAACUUGAAGACUUGGGAAUCCGUCCAAGAGUGCCAAGAGUGUCCUAUGUGAACAGUGUUCCCUUGUUGAGCUACCUAAUUGUAUCCCUUCCUAAGUGUAAGAACAAAGCUAUACAUUCUGGAUGAUGAGGCCACCCUAUUUCACGUGGUACUCUGGCCACUUGAGGAUUUCAUUGCCUUUUAG